GUAGGGGAGGUGUUUAUGUACAACCGUCAAGGCGGGUCUGAAUCUGCUAACUGUCAUACACUUGUGUUUCUGGUGGAGUGUGGAGCACAGAGUAGUUUCAAAAUGGCUGAUCAACUGACAGAGGAACAAAUCGCUGAAUUCAAAGAGGCGUUCUCAUUAUUCGACAAAGAUGGCGAUGGCACCAUCACCACCAAAGAACUUGGCACAGUCAUGCGUUCGCUGGGCCAGAACCCAACAGAGGCCGAGCUGCAGGACAUGAUCAAUGAGGUGGACGCUGACGGAAAUGGAACAAUAGACUUCCCAGAAUUUCUGACCAUGAUGGCGAGGAAGAUGAAGGACACCGACAGUGAAGAGGAAAUCAGAGAAGCCUUCCGUGUCUUUGACAAGGACGGUAACGGCUACAUCAGCGCUGCAGAGCUGCGUCAUGUCAUGACCAACCUGGGAGAGAAGCUGACAGACGAGGAGGUGGACGAGAUGAUCAGAGAAGCUGACAUUGACGGAGACGGCCAAGUCAACUAUGAGGAGUUUGUACAGAUGAUGACAGCGAAAUGAAGGCCUUGUACAGAACAUCUUGUAAAAAAAAAAUGACUUGCCUUUUCUUUGUUUUUAUUAUCUGUAAAAUGUCUCUGCCCCUGCCCACACCCCCAUGUCCAAAGGCUCUGCAUGGUUACUGCUCUAGGGUCUGAGUCCUCCUGCCCCCUCGUUCUGUUAUCCCAUCAGUGCUCAAAGACACCAAACCAGCUCUUCGCUGCACUUGGGCCUGCUGGCCGCCCAACUUUUUUGGGGGUCCUUCUGUUCACUCCUGCUUGCCCAGCCCAGGUUUGGGAGGCAGGUGGAAGGCAGGGGGGGCACGUCUGAUGGAGAGUUGGGUGUCUUGUGACUGUCGGCAUGUUUUCCUUUUUUUCCCCUCUUUUUUUUUUCCUUUUUUCUUCCCUAUCUGGAGGAACCUCUGCAUGGGCAAUGGACUACACAUAUAAACGGAAACAAGCUCUCAGCAUUGCAAUGCUGCAGUCAUACAUGAGUAAAAUACUAUUGGGUUUAUGGCCAAGUACUUGUACACUAAACUCCUUGUAUUUGUUGGUUUCUCCAGGUUAUUAUAAUGCUUUUUAAUUAGUCACCUUUCUUUUCUUUUUUUAUCAGCUUAUGGCGCAGCCAUGCCUCAAAGAAUCCAUUCCAAGUUGUAUAUUUGUUUUCCAAUAAAAUCAACAAUUAACCCAA
Messenger RNA from Clupea harengus (Atlantic herring), 1218 nucleotides. It is a transcript of the gene calm2b, whose product is annotated as calmodulin 2b, (phosphorylase kinase, delta). Lineage: Eukaryota; Metazoa; Chordata; Actinopteri; Clupeiformes; Clupeidae. Gene Ontology annotation, cellular component: myosin II complex. The record is from RefSeq and is a predicted model, not a curated record. Gene Ontology annotation, molecular function: calcium ion binding.